Messenger RNA from Zygotorulaspora mrakii, 2604 nucleotides. RefSeq names its product Cbf2p (gene CBF2). The coding region runs from base 1 to 2604 and encodes 867 amino acids. NCBI's taxonomy places the organism in Eukaryota, Fungi, Ascomycota, Saccharomycetes, Saccharomycetales, Saccharomycetaceae. Gene Ontology annotation, molecular function: DNA binding. The record is from RefSeq and is a predicted model, not a curated record. The transcript has a single exon.
AUGGACCAGACCGACGUCGAUAUUGGCACGCAGGUCAGGGAUUUGGUCGACUCGCUGUCGCCGCGAACCGCGCAUCAGUACAAAUCGUACAACGCCAAGUAUGUCCAGUGGUUGAGAGGCAGGAAGAUCAUUGGCUCAGACGCCGAGGCGUCUGUUCUGUACAGAGAGCUGCCGCUGUCGGCGCAUCUGGUGCAUUGGUUUCUUCUGGACACGUUGAUACUGGAGAGUGGCCACGGGCAGGGCGGUGGUGGCGACAAGCGGGGCGACAAGCGGGGCGACGAAGACGGCGACGACGACAAGGACGAUUUUAAAAUAGCCACGUUGAAAAAAAUGGUCAGCAGUCUCAAGUUUCUCAACAAGCUGUGCGCAAUCCACGGCAACUCGAGCAAAAUUGACGACAAGUAUGUGGAAAAUGUCACCAAAUUGCACUCACAUUGGAUUUCACUCAACAAGGACGACCUGUUGCCGCUGGUCAAGGUGUCGAUCAAUCUGUGGAACGAUUACACGCCGUCGUUGGCGGAGAAGUUCUUCAAAAGCUGUUUCGAAAAGACGAGGUUUAUAGUCGAUUUCCAGCUGAGAUUUAUUUCUAAGCUGUCCUAUGACCAGAGAUCGAAGAUAAAACUGUCGCAAUUGAAACCUGGCGCGGACAACCGCAGCAUUUCGUUUGAUCAAAAGACAUGGUCUUCGUUGCAAGUGUAUUUGCCAGAUUCGCAUCCUAGGGUGAAAUCGCAUAUGCCUAUCGUUUUAUCAUCCCGUAGUUGUCCGUUUCUGUGUCCGUUGACCUCUCUGGCGACCUAUUUGUAUCUGAGGUUUUAUGGUAUAAAGACGAUGACCAAAGGCGAUGGAUUUCCGAACCUUUUGGAAGAGAGGUCAAGUCACAAGGACACAUGGUUGGACUUGCCUCUUAUCCGUGGUAAAUCCUUACUAGAUUAUCCACGAGAUGAAACUUUGAGCAAUUAUUACUCUUCGGUUUUCAGAUACUGUCAGCUGCCUUACAAGAGGCGAGAUUUCUUCACCAAACCGUCCUUGCAGUUCCCGACUUGGUCAGAAAGUGAUUUUUCCGGUUUUUUCGACGAUUAUUAUAACAAAUCAGUAAACCAAAAAGAUGCAGCAGCGUUUGCCGACCAUGUUCCAGUUGAUUUCAAGCAAAUAAUGAACUUUAAAAGCUCAGGCUCGUAUUCAAAUGAAACUCGUCAUACCGAUCUACCCAAGGGUUUAUUAGUUCAAAUCUUCCCUGAAAUUGAAUCUUAUCGACGUCAGUGGGAUUCAUUAUCGAUCGAAUCGCAAAACUUUAUAAAACUUUUGGAAAUUUUGAGAAAUCAUUUUUUAUCCAAUUUGCCAAUUAUCUUUCAGUUUUUCCCCAAUCAUGAUCUCUUUAAAGACCCGAUUUUUCAGAAUACAGAUUUUCAAUCUUAUUUUCACGAUAUUAUUGGGAAGAAAAAAAUCAAAGAUGAAUAUGUUGAUAGCUUGCCCGGUUUCGUUUCAAUAAAUGAGGAUUGCCUAAAGAGUUUACUUAUCGAAUCGUCAACAACAGUCACGAAUAAUGCCAAAACGAAUGAUAAUUUAUCUAUUGUUGAUCUCAGUUCAAGUGCAAAUGAUCUGAUGAAUAAAACUUUUCAAUUCGCCCAGUAUCAAACUUUAACGAAUUUUCGAAUUUUGAUUUCAUUACUCACAAAUAUUUUUGAUAGACUUGAGAUGAAAAAAUCUUCUAGAGAAUUUAUGAUUCAUCAGCUUGGUUUAGUUCAAGAUACUAUAAAUGAAAAGAUAAACGUUUCGAAACCAAUUGAUGUUGAUAACUUUGUUAAGGAAGAAGAAGAUCAAAAACAAGUAGAAUUGAAAAACGUUGAUGACAGUACUGAUCACACCGAUAAAAAAGGAAGGUCAAAAAGAAACACACACGGGCUACUUGCAAUAGAAGAUGAAUUUUCUGAGGAAGCAGACAUUGACGAUGACGAUGAUAAUGAUAAUGAUAAUCAAGAUAUGCAGCAAGAAUUAAAAUUUAUGAUUAAUGAGCUUGUUGGUGAAAGGGUAAGGUCGACUGUGAAACAGCAAAUGGAAGAAUGGGAAACAAAAAUAAAAAAAAUGGUAGACGCAGCUGUAGAAUCAAAAAUUUCUGCUGUGGUAAAACGUAAUUUGAACGAAUUCGAGGAUGAUAAUGAAGAUUCUCUAUCUAAGAGGCAAAGGCUAAGCAUAACACCAUCCAUUACGAACAAUGAAUCAACACCUAACUAUCCAGUUCCGGAAGAUAAUUCAAAACACUUUGAAAUGAAUCCUCACUUGGAAAGUGUCGAAUCUGUGAUUUUAGAAUGGUUCACUCCUAAUCCAGAUAUGAAUAAUGAAUGCGUUCAUCAUAUGAAUAAAAACCAUAGCAAAAUUUGGAGAUCAAGUUUUGAGAAACUUUACAAAGAACGUAAAGUCGUGGUUGAAUUUUACAUUUAUCUUGUCAAUGAUAGAGCGUAUGAUAGAUACAAAGCAGUUGAUAUAUGUGAAUCUUUCAAAAGAAAAACGAAUGACGGUACACUGCGAUCUUUAGCUCAAUAUUUGAAAGAGUGGAAAAAAAAUCAUUCAAAUUCAUUUGCCGGUGGUAUAUUGGAAGAAAAUUAG